This is a messenger RNA of Spea bombifrons (plains spadefoot toad), 526 nucleotides long. Its product is annotated as ly6/PLAUR domain-containing protein 2-like. The transcript has 3 exons. The record is from RefSeq and is a predicted model, not a curated record. Gene Ontology annotation, molecular function: acetylcholine receptor inhibitor activity. The coding region runs from base 83 to 487 and encodes 134 amino acids. NCBI's taxonomy places the organism in Eukaryota, Metazoa, Chordata, Amphibia, Anura, Pelobatidae.
CAUGUUUAUGCUAAUGAGACGACAGCCUUCGGCAGGUAUAUAAAUCGCCCACCGGCAGACGCAUUCCAAAAAAGAUCCAGCGAUGGCCAUGGAAGGAUCCACCCUCUCCCUCGUCGCCCUGCUCUUAUGCCUCAGUCAGGUUUGCUCCCUGGAAUGCUAUUAUUGCCCCUUUGAGACUCCCAGCUCUUCGUGCACCAACACCAGAAACUGCUCAGCAACGGACAAACUCUGCAAAACCAAGGUGUUCAGCCCGGAUAUCACCUUUCCCUUUGAUGGAAGUGAAAUGGUUACACGGGACUGCACCGACAUCUGCGAGCAGAGCGACAACGAUGAGCUGGGAACGAAGCACCCCGUAUUCUGCUGCAGCAGCGAUCUCUGCAACAACAGAGGGCUCUACGCCUCUAGAGGAGGACCCACAAACACCAGCAGCGGACUACUCCUAUGCUUCAUGAGUUUGGCGCUCUUCUUGUUCAGAAUCAAACUUUAAUCACAAAAAUGCAAAAAAAAAACAAUUUUUGGGGUCUGC